CGAAGCAGCGCCGGUGCCUAGCUUUCAACAGUACUUGAUCAACACUUACCGGGAACGGAUCGAUCAGCGCUUAGGGCGCGAUCGCGAGAUAGUCACAGCCUUCUACUAGUGUAAUAGGCAGUAACUCAACUGUUCGGUAGAAAAAAAUCGCGCGUCGACGGGUGAUCACGUGUGACUUAAAACGAAGCGAGGGUGGAGCAGAGCAUCGAAUCGAUCAACGCACCUGGGAAAGUCUCGGCUUGGGUGAUCGAUCGGAGAAAGGAUACAUUUCCUGCGCUGCGCUAGUUUGGAGGCGUCGGUGCGCGGAAAAUAGCUGUUGCCCAACUGUGCGUGAAGGACUCCGCUUUUAGUGCUUAGGAGUGCGACGGAUCGGAACAAACGUCGAAUCGCACUGCAGCUCGCUCGCCGUCAUCGUCGUCCAGGAGUAAAAGAACUCCGACUCCGCAUCGAACUACGUGGACCGGGUGCGCAUCCGUGACUCGUCCAGCUCAUUCGGCGGACCGGGCCGAGGAUCCGGGUGGCGUCAAAAGUCCCUCUCGAAUAUAGAUCUCCCGACGAGCUAUCGGGGCAUUGCCGGUGGAGUGGCCGGUACCGGUGGCCUGGUUGGUGCUGGUCAGUUUCGCUACCGCGACUAUGACUCAGGACUGUACGAUCUAUAUUCGCGCAUAGACAGUCGCCGGGAGGAGUACGAUGAUCUGUACGGCGUGAAUCCCAAGGCGUCCCGUGCAGCAAGCAACGCCAGCAGCAAACAGCGGCAACAUCAGCAGAAGCAACGCGAUCAGCAGGACCACCGCGAACAGCAAGCUCAAGACAAAGAUCAACAGCAGCAGCAGCGACAGAAGCAUCACCACCACCAUCACCAUCGGUAUCAGGAGUUCUACAGCGCGGACGGUAACGACGCCUGCAGCUUGCGACGAACCCGUAGCUUGGCGGUGAUCCGCGAGGAAACCUACAACGAUCUACACUUGCACGGACGUGGCGCGCGACGAUCACAGCUCAUCCCGAGGGCGAAACUCGUCGAUCGCAACUUCUUCAAAGACAGAUACAACUUUAUCUACGACGACGGCGAACCGACGGAGCCAGUCGAAAACGACACUCACUACACACUAGCGCGGAGAUUCUCCGCAGCCCAAGGUCAACCGCCGUUCCCUUGGCACACAGACAAGAGCGACUUGGACAGCAUUGACUCGUCAAUCUUCAAGCAUUCACUUCAUCAACAGAGUAGCUUCGAAGGCAGCAGGCACAACUCGAUCCGCAGUGGCGACUCAUCCAAGUUCGUAUCCAAGGUCGAAGUCCACAGCGAAUACUCCGGGGCUUCCAAGUCGGAAACGGGCAUCGAAGCGGACCUCAAACAUCUAGACGACAUUUCACUGAGAGACGAUCCUCCCAGACCUGCAAGCAAGACUUCUACACUAGAAACGCUCAAAAACCGUUAUCCUCGAGAGGGCAAGUUCGCCGUCAAGGAUGAGGUAGAGAGCGGUAUAACUAUCAUCGAAAUCAAAGACAGUCAAGUGUCGGCCAAGAGCUCCAGCGUAAUCUCUUACGACUCCAUAUACCUGUCCUCGGAAAGCGACGACAAGGAAGUCCUCGACGAAUUACUCCCAGAAGUUAGACUCACCGAAGACAACGACUUGAUCGACAUCAAGAUCGAAGACUACGACGAUCUGUUCAAGGAAACGGAUCUAGAAAAGGCAGAAAGCACCAUCGAUACCCUGUACGGACAGGUCACCAAACCCAAACCAAAGAUUGUUGCUGUAGAACCAAAGAUUCAACCAAACGAUUCCCUCAAGCGCUACAUCAAAAACACUAGUCGCGGUACCAUCGAGCGUCUGUCGAUCAUUUCCAAUCUCAAGCUCCGGCAAGAGUUUGCCACCAAAGAAAAGCCUCUGCUCGACAGCGAUCACCAAUACAACUCGCUUCCGGACGCAGCCGACGUCUGCAAGAUCCUUCGCAACUCGGAGCGAAUCGACGCCAAGCUUCGUCGAAUCUGCGACAACGACCAAUCCGGAAGAUCAACCCGCACCGAUAGCGAUCACUACGACUCGUUACCGAGGUUGGACAAGUCCCGCCUUAAUCUAACGCAGGCCACCUCGGAUGAGGACGGUUCCCUAGAAGAAUCCGACAAAGGUGCGCCGUCAAUCGAAGUUGUCGAGACUCCGACCAGAGAAGUACUCAGUCACGCUUCGUCCAAGGUUUAUUUGAAGGAUUUCGGUUUAGAGCUAGAUUACGAAAACUCCGUGGUGACCAACAGCGAUCAGGAUAGUGACAUAACGAUCGUAGCUCCGCAGGAAUCUCCGACCGUCCCAGCUAUCACGGUAACUCCAGCAAUCGUCGUGACUCCAGCGGAGAAACCCACAACGAAGAAAAACGACACGGUAAUCUAUUCGACCUUUGCUAGCACCGUUGGAAAGCAGACCACUAAUCGGAUCAACUUCGAGAGCAAGGAAAAGCCGAGGCCACAACCGGAAGCAAUCGCUGAGAUCAAAACCAAACUCAAGCCGAUUCCGUUGGUUGUAGAUCCUACGCCGAAGAUCCCGGUAGCGCUAGCUCCAACAGUCAAACUAGGCGGAAAGAAGGUUAUCGUUGAUGAGGUAGCUGCCAAGGCGGCCAAACGAGAGAAGGAAUACGAGAAGAGCGUUAAAGCCGAGGACAAGCACAAUACGGUUGUAAAGAAACCGAUACCAAAGAAAACUCCGGAAGCUCCGGCUAAGAAGGAAGAAUCCAAACCAGAACCAAUUCCGAUCGUUAACAGUAGACCGCCGGAUCCGAAACCUCCGGAGCCCAAGGAAGGUAGUCCCAAGGUUGACCAUUCCAGUUUGUUCAAAGAUACGAAUCCAUUCAAAGAGCAAGCCCGGCGUGAGGUGAAGAACCGAGUGGUGGAUCGCCCUCUGUUCAAAGGCGUUAGACGUUUCAACUCGACGGAAAACAUCUACACUUCGGCACCGAUCAUAGUGACGAAGACCUUCAACAACUUCAUCAAAACCAAUGAGGUGAAGACCAAAUCGUUUGAUUCGUUGAUUGUGGAAAGCGGUAACGAGAAGAAACGCGAACAGAAGAAGAUGCCUCGACCACAGGUGAUUCAGAUUGUGGAUUCUAAGCAGGUCGGGAAACAGGAUGCAGGAACACUUCGUAAGGGUGCUCAAGACGGGCAGAAGGUACAGAAGGAGUUCCUGCAUAAGGUUGAUUCGGUAAGAAGCUAUUGGUCCAAGAUGAUGGAUGAAGCAGACGCACGAGAGGAGCUAGAGGCAGAGGAUCACGUGGAUUCGGGGAGUUUGCCAGAGUCAAAAAACGAGCAGGUGGUGCAGCCAGCAAAAGCCGAUGAGAAAUCCGGGAGUUCUAGUUCAGCGGAACAACUGAAGCCAGUACAGUUGCCACAGCAGCAGCCAAAAAAGUCCGCAUCGCGACAGAACUCCUCCCGGAACAAGUACUCCACCUACCAAAUCGACGAAGGAGCUGAACUUCAGAGCUUUAGUCCAACGGUGGAGAUUAUUGAGCUCGACGGACAGAAGCAGGCUGCACUGGUGAAACCGAAGAAUUCGCAAAACCUGGACUUUGACCACGUGCGCUACAAGGUCAUGAAAUCGGAGAUGUUUCAAAAAAACUUGCUGGUGAACCAUCGAAAAGCGGCUCAAUUCGAUGGUUUGAUGCAGUACCUACAAGAUUACAGCUUUCAGGAGUUGCUCGCGCACAAUAACGUUGUAAUCAUUGAGCCGGUCCGCACCAAGAUCGAGAAGAUCUCCGACAAACCACCGCAGGCCAGCACAACCACCUGUCGGAUCACUACGGGAGCACUGUCCAACAAUGGUUCCGGAGAAAAUCCGAAGCGGGGGCCGGGUUUGAAGAAGCACUUCUUCUACCAUCCGAUAAGGGUGAACAAGGAACUGUUGGACGAGGAGCUGCCAAGUCCUGAUACGGUGAGGAAUGUACGGAAGCUGUUUGAGGGUACCCUGCGUCUGGGAACGACGGCGAAGCAAGCUUACGAGGACGCCAAAACCAGCGGAGUUUCUCAUGCAGCUAUUCGCAAAUGGGAUUCGGCUAGUUUGUCCAGCGGAGUAUCCAGUGGAGAUUUGAGCUCGCCAUGUGAGUGCGGUGAGAACGAGAUGGACGGUGACUCCGGAGAUGAGAAUAUGAUUGGAGAUGAUGAGUUGGAGUCGCACUAUGUUAGUCAGGACGUUUUGGAGAAGAUACGAGAAUGCGGUUCAACGGUGACGUACUACGGUGGCCGAGUGGUAGACAAGAAGAGUGAGCACAUGAAUACGAUGACCAAAGCCAUCAUGAAGGAGAUUCGUGGUCUCGAACGAAAGACCUGCCAAGUUUGCCAGCCGCACGGUUGUCGGCAAAUGAUCGAGCAACGUCGCGGUAGUCAGAGUGCUAAACUGGACGGAUUAGGCGUGAAAUUCAAGCUGGUCAAAUCAAACAGCUGCAGCAGUCGACUGGAGCUAGCAGGAACCGGUAAAACUCCACCGGACCUCAUGAAGAACUAUCGCAACCAUUCCAGCAAUAGUAAUAGCAGUAGCAUUAUUUCAGGCCGACCCAAACUUCCAAAGCCAAGUUCCGCUUCGACCAUAGAUAGCAAUAACAAUAAUAACAACGACCUGCCGACUCUGCGAGACCUUCCGACUGUAGAGGAACCUGAAGAGUCCGUGCGCGAUCUGGUCAGUCGACUGGAGAGCAACAACACGUUGAACACCCGCAACAAACCCCGCAUCAUCGAAUCCAAGUGUAUUGAGAAAAUGGAGGAAACCAAAGUGGAACCCACGAUCACGAUCAACAGUCAGGUCAUCGAGGUGCCUACAGUGAAAGUGAGUCAACCACCAGUUGAGGAGCCUUCAGCGGUAACCAUCAACAAUCACAUAACUGUUCCCAAUCAACUGAUCAUUCCGCCACUGUUGAAGGACCAGAAAGCCCCUGUCAAACCUCAGAACAAUCAAUCGACGACUGAUCGACCGAAGGUUUGCCGGAACAAGAACGUCGACUUGGCGUUCGCUGCAACGAUCACCAAGGCCAACAACAAGCCAGCCAAGGAGAAGGAGAAUUUGGCGCGCAAAUCUUCGCUGGUCACCUGCAGCUCGGUCGACACGUUAGAUUCGCUGGAAACCCUUCCGCCUUCCAAUGGUCCCAAGAUGGUGACGUUCAAAGACGAUGAAAACAACAAUAUCCACAGCAACAGCGGAGAAGUGGAAGAGCAGGAGAAUCUCAAGCCGAGUGUCAUCGCCGAGCAGCGCAAGGCGGACGAACUGACGUCGCCGAAGUUGGUCAACUGGAGUUCGCUGGGGAAGUUUGACGAGCGGCAGUACUUCGCCAACGACAAGAAGCUGAUCGAGAAGCGCAAGUACGACGAGAUGGAGUUCGAGGAGUUCGAGGUGCUGGAUACGAGUGCGGCGGGCAAGAACAAUCAACUGGCGAAGGAACAACAGCAGCAGAGGGAGCAACAGGAGCAGCAGGAACAAUUGGAGCAGAGCGAGUGCUUCGAUAGUUUGAACAGCGGAAAGUGAGAGGAUUUCAAUGAGGAUGGGGGAGGAAAGCGGUUGGAAGAAGAAGAAUGUGAGUUCGGUAUUUAUAUCUGUUACGAAUAACCAAGCUAGACGCUAGAGUAUUAUAUUGUGUACUUAUUAUCUGUAGAAUUGAAAUACAUAUAUGUAACUGUUAGUCAA
Aedes aegypti (yellow fever mosquito) is the source of this 5654-nucleotide messenger RNA. Its product is annotated as protein javelin. The record is from RefSeq and is a predicted model, not a curated record. The transcript has 5 exons. Bases 3060 to 5495 code for a protein of 811 amino acids. NCBI's taxonomy places the organism in Eukaryota, Metazoa, Arthropoda, Insecta, Diptera, Culicidae.